GCUCUUUGAAAUCAUCCAGGUCGAGGACGAGGGCUUCGUCACGUGCCCUUCGUGUAAGGAGAAGGUCUGCUUCAAAUGCCAAGAGAGGCACGAAGGAUCCAGCUGCGCAGCAUACUGGCAGUGGCGGAAGGAGAACGACACGUCGGACAAGGCAUUUCAAGAGCUGAUGCCGCCCAGAGGCUGGCGAAAUUGCCCCGUGUGCCAGGCCCCGUGCUCUCGGGCAAGUGGCUGCAACUACAUGACCUGUGGUUCCAUGGCCUGCCGCAAUGCAGGAGGAACGAACUUCUGCUAUGUUUGCGGAGAAAAGCUGAUGCUGGCCACUGAGCACUUUACCCACUUUCCUGACGGGAUGUUCAGCGACUACUGCCUGAACAAGCGCAAGGACCCCAACGAGAAACAGUACGAUGUUUUCCUGGACCUUUAUCGCAAGGGCUUCUGGGGGCUCCUGCAUGUCCGAAGCAACAAGCAUGCUCGCAUGCACGGUUCCAGUCCCAACGAGACCCGCGGGUGUGGGUCAGAGGCUUUGGCGAAACCCAAUCCGACGGCGCAGUGGUGGAAGCCUAGCCGAACAGGCCUCCGCUCCUGGAACACCUGGCUGGUGCGAAAGCUCGUCCUGAGACCGGUGCGGGCUUUCGGCGAGCGUGAGCUUGAGAGUGACAGCGCUGGUCCCAGGAUAGGUCGCAUGAGCGAAAGUCAAGUUCCUCUGUUUUUUCUUGUGCAAAACCGAAUGCGUGAACAGCGUGAACGGUUUACCUUGGAUGCUCGGUCGCGUUGA
This is a messenger RNA of Symbiodinium necroappetens, 775 nucleotides long. Lineage: Eukaryota; Dinophyceae; Suessiales; Symbiodiniaceae. The record is from the annotation of a GenBank genome assembly.